AUGGUUCAUAGAAGUGUCCAAAUUGGAGAUCUUGCGUGUAGUAGUUGCGGUUUGGAAGAAGAGGACUCGGAUCACAUUUUGUUUUUAUGCAUGUGGGCGAAAGCAAUCUGGUUGAAUGUUUGGAAUUGGUUAAAUUUAACCGGGCCCGACCCGUCGUCUAUAGAAGCUAAAGCUAUUCAUGCGGUUAAAUCUCUUAAUGGCUCGAAUCAGUGGAAACAAUUGGUUGAAGUUGUACUGUUUUCUACGAUGAGGAAAAUUUGGAAAUAUAGAAAUUCUAAGAUUUUUGAAGGGAGAUGGGAGGCGGUCCCCAAAAUGUUAGACGGAAUUAAAGAAGAUUCUUGUAUGGAUUAA
Helianthus annuus (common sunflower) is the source of this 351-nucleotide messenger RNA. RefSeq lists its product as uncharacterized. Bases 1 to 351 code for a protein of 116 amino acids. The transcript has a single exon. The record is from RefSeq and is a predicted model, not a curated record. Lineage: Eukaryota; Viridiplantae; Streptophyta; Magnoliopsida; Asterales; Asteraceae.